AUGGAAGAGCGCCGCGGCGGUGCGCCCCACGCCGCCGUCAUCGCAGCCGUCGUGGUGGUGGUGAUGGUGCUGCCGACACUCAUCGGAGAUCAAUGCGGCGCCGUAGCCGACUCCGUAGCCGAGCUGCUCAGCCCCCUCGGCCUCCUCCUCCUCCCCAUAAGCCUCAUCCUCGCCAUCCGCUUCCUCUCCUCCGACGCCGGAUCAUCCGUCGCCGGAAUUUUAUCCGCCGGCAAUCCCGGCGGCGGCGGCGGCGGAGGCUCCACCGCCGGGGUCGUGGCGUUCCUGCUGCUGGUGCUGCUGCUUCUAUAUAGUAAAGUGUUCGUCUUUAACAGUGGCGACGACUCUGAAUGA
Messenger RNA from Salvia miltiorrhiza (redroot sage), 351 nucleotides. RefSeq lists its product as uncharacterized. NCBI's taxonomy places the organism in Eukaryota, Viridiplantae, Streptophyta, Magnoliopsida, Lamiales, Lamiaceae. The record is from RefSeq and is a predicted model, not a curated record. The transcript has a single exon. The coding region runs from base 1 to 351 and encodes 116 amino acids.